Messenger RNA from Drosophila hydei, 3079 nucleotides. It is a transcript of the gene Pink1, whose product is annotated as probable serine/threonine-protein kinase DDB_G0267686. The record is from RefSeq and is a predicted model, not a curated record. Bases 816 to 2969 code for a protein of 717 amino acids. Gene Ontology annotation, molecular function: protein serine/threonine kinase activity; ATP binding. Gene Ontology annotation, cellular component: mitochondrion. NCBI's taxonomy places the organism in Eukaryota, Metazoa, Arthropoda, Insecta, Diptera, Drosophilidae. The transcript has 4 exons. Gene Ontology annotation, biological process: positive regulation of mitochondrial fission; autophagy of mitochondrion; regulation of apoptotic process.
GUGCAGCUCUGUGCAACAAACCGACAGCUGUUUGUGUUUGUGAACUUCACCUUGUUAUUAUUGUAAAAUUUAACCGAAACUCGAACUUUUCGUGCAAAAACAAAUUACAUUUCUGGCUUUUUUGUUUUAUUAGUGCAGUUUAACUGUUCACACCUUAUAUAUACGUGCUAUAGGUCGAAUCAUCCCAUGGUAUAUAUGAUUAUCUAAUUUGCUACCACAAAGCAGCAACAAUAAUAUCGAUGUUUAACAAACUGUUAACAAAGAAACGUGUGUAAAUAGAGAAAGAAACACACACAAACAGUUCGACACAAAUCCGAUCAUCUAGUGACAACCGGAAAACCAAUCAACAAGGCGAGUUAAAUUUAAAAAAUUAUCCGUUUCUGACCGUAGAACAAAAUCGAAACUUCCAUACACAUUAUAGAAAAAAAAUAUUGAGAACAGUCUUAAAGACAUUUUAAUUUGGAUACCAUAACUAUUUGACUGUGUAGAUAUGUGCAUACGUAUAUAUUUCUAAAAAAAUAACAAAUUAAAAAAAAAAAUCAAAAAAACAGCAGUGUCGGUAGCUAUUCCUACGACGCAAUACCAAAUAAUAACAAUCGUGAAAAACGGUAACCAACGAUCGAUAUAUCGAUAGCUGGCGAUCAUACCUGCAACGCAUGACAAAAGGUGGCGCCGCAGUCAUAAACAUCGACAAGGACAACAAACGCAACUAAAGCGCAGGGCGAAUAUAAAUAAAAGGCUUUUCGCUCCGUUACUUUCGCACAGCGCGGUGUUGUUGUGGAUCGGAGUAACAACAACAAACUGCUGUUGUUAAAAUGUCUGUAAGACUGUUAACCGUGCGACUGGUUAAACAUGGUCGCUACGUUUUACGCAGCUAUUGGAAUCGUGAAAUACACUCCAACAUUUUGGAACAAAGCCAGUUAAAAACACGAAGCAAGCGAGGCUUUCCCCUAUCAUCCGUCAAUGUUUUACGGAACUCAGCCGUACAACAGCCGACGGCAAAUGUUGUACCACGCUGCUGUCCAGCGCCAGCGCCCAGUCCUGCGAAUAGCGGACUCUUUCGAUUUGGCCAGCAUGCGCGCAAGUUGUUCAUUGAUAAUAUAUUGAGCCGUGUGACCACCAAUUAUUCCGAGGAGCUGCGUCAGCGUGCGACACGCAAACUAUUUUAUGGCGAUUCCGCCCCAUUUUUUGCUCUAAUUGGCGUCAGUUUGGCCACCGGGUCGGGUGUGCUGAGCAAAGAGGAUGAGCUGGAGGGCGUUUGCUGGGAGAUCCGCGAGGCAGCUAACCGCUUGCAGGCAGACUGGAAUCAUGAUAAGAUAUCUGAAACGUUGAACAGCAAUUUCAAUAUUGAUCAACUCGAGGUGGGUCCGCCCAUUGCCAAGGGCUGUGCCGCUGUGGUUUAUGCGGCCAAUUUUAAGGAGAAUCCCAUAAGCCAGCAAAACGCUAAAGAGUCCAGUGCUAAUCCCCUGCGUCCAACUAUGUCAAACAAAAUGCCAAGCCAGAGCUCAACAUGGAAUCAUGAGUUGAUGUCACCACUACAGAAUAUGUCGCGUUUCGUUCACAAUUUUGGUGGCUCCGUCGACAACAUUUACAACUAUAGCCAGCCAACAGCUGCCGCCGCCUUUGUUGAUGGUCAGACUCAGAUAUCGAAGCAGCAUCAUGAGGAGCACCAACAACAGCAAUCAAGCGCUUACAGUCAGGAGGAGCAGCAGCAACAACAACAACAACAGCAACCGCAAGUGCAUGCAGAAAACGAAUCCAUUGAGAGAUAUCCGCUUGCCUUGAAAAUGAUGUUCAACUAUGAUAUACAGAGCAAUGCGUUGUCUAUAUUGCGCGCCAUGUACAAGGAGACGGUGCCGGCACGUCAACGUCGAAUGAAUGCCAGCGCUGAGGAAUGGGAAAGGCUGUUGCAAAAUCAAACUUUGACGCUGCCGCCGCAUCCAAAUGUUGUUUGCAUGUUCGGUUUCUUUUGUGAUGAGGUUCGCAAUUUCCCCGACGGCCAUAUACUUUAUCCGAUUGCGCAGCCGCAGCGCAUCAAUCCGCAGGGCUAUGGACGUAAUAUGUCGUUAUAUUUGCUAAUGAAACGUUACGAUUACAGCUUGCGAGGUCUACUGGACACCACCGAAUUGAGCACGCGCACCAAAAUCCUGCUGCUGGCCCAAAUGCUGGAGGCGGUCACUCAUCUCAGUCGCCAUGGCGUUGCCCAUCGUGACCUUAAAUCAGAUAAUGUGCUAAUCGAAUUGCAGUUAUCGCCCGAUGAUCAAGCUGCAUCAUCGUCGGCGCCGCUGCUGGUGCUAUCCGAUUUUGGUUGCUGUCUGGCGGACAAGGUGCAUGGACUGCGUUUGCCCUAUGUAGCCAACGAUAUUGACAAGGGUGGCAAUGCAGCGCUGAUGGCGCCUGAGAUCUUUAAUACACAGCCGGGACCGUUCACCGUGCUCAACUAUAGCAAGGCCGAUCUGUGGGCAUGUGGCGCCUUGGCCUACGAAAUCUUUGGCCAGCCCAAUCCCUUCUAUUCGACCAGCGCCGGCAUUGCUCGCGCUCAAGGUGAACUCACUUACUCGCUGAGGAAUAGCGAUUAUCGACACGAACAGCUGCCACCACUAUGCGAUGCCUGUCCGCCACUGAUGCAGCAGCUAAUCUACAAUAUACUUAAUCCAAAUCCAUCGAAACGCGUUAGUCCCGAUAUUGCGGCCAAUGUGCUGCAGCUGUUUCUGUGGGCACCAUCCAAAUGGCUCAAAGCAGGCGGCAUGCCCAGCAGUCCAGAGAUUCUGCAGUGGCUUCUUUCGCUGACCACCAAGAUCAUGUGCGAGGGUCGUCCACAGCAUGGCAACAGCAGCAGCAGCAGCGUCCAGUCGACCGGUCGGCACGCAUAUGUUGAGUAUAUGCUUAUCUGCAGCUUUUUAGUUCGUGCCCGUCUGCGUCGCAUUCGUGGCGCCUUGAAUUGGAUUCAGAAUGUGGUCGCUGCAUAAAUCUGCGUCCAAUUUAUGGGGAGGAAUGGACAUAUUUAUUGAAGAAAUGUUUACAUCUUGUUAUUCGCUGAGGUGAAGAAAAUCAAAAGAAAAAUAGAAAAAGCGUGUGA